Loxodonta africana (African savanna elephant) is the source of this 1180-nucleotide messenger RNA. RefSeq names its product olfactory receptor 52D1-like. NCBI's taxonomy places the organism in Eukaryota, Metazoa, Chordata, Mammalia, Proboscidea, Elephantidae. Gene Ontology annotation, cellular component: plasma membrane. Gene Ontology annotation, biological process: G protein-coupled receptor signaling pathway. The transcript has a single exon. Gene Ontology annotation, molecular function: G protein-coupled receptor activity; olfactory receptor activity. The record is from RefSeq and is a predicted model, not a curated record. The coding region runs from base 153 to 1103 and encodes 316 amino acids.
AUGAGGAAGGCAUAAAUUUGAGCAUCUUUGGUGGGAAUUAAAGAAAGCCAAGGGAUUCAAAGUAUACUUAGGAGGAAUAAAUGGCAUCUAGGAUGACUCAAUUUCAUUUUCUAGCCACCUUUUAAGAAGAUAAAUCUGUUUUUUGCAUCGUUAUGGUCUCUGCAUCUGUCUGCAAUGGCACUGCCUUCCACCCUUCCACAUUUAUUCUACUGGGAAUCUCUGGGAUGCAAGACCAGCAUGCUUGGAUUGCCAUCCCCUUCUGCUCCAUGUAUAUCCUUGCUUUGGUCGGCAAUGGCACCAUCCUCUACGUCAUCAUGACGGACAGAGCUCUGCAUGAGCCAAUGUACCUCUUUCUGUGCCUGCUUGCCACCACUGACUUGGUACUCUGUUCAACCACACUGCCCAAAAUGCUAACAAUCUUCUGGUUUAGGUCCCAUGUAAUUUCUUACCUUAACUGCCUCACCCAAAUGUUUUUUGUUCACACUGCCUUUGCCACCGAGUCAGCUGUCCUGUUGGCCAUGGCUUUUGAUCGCUAUGUUGCUAUCUACCAUCCACUUCACUAUACAUCCAUCCUCAAUGUCACUGUGAUUGGGAAGAUCGGUCUGGCAUGUGUAGCCCGUGGUCUUCUCUUUGUUUUCCCUUUCGUCAUCCUCAUUGAACGCUUGCCCUUCUGUGGACAUCACAUCAUCCCCCACACGUACUGUGAGCACAUGGGUAUUGCCAAGCUGGCCUGUGCCAGCAUUAAGCCCAACACUAUCUAUGGUCUCACCGUGGUACUUUCUGUCACUGGCAUGGGUGUGGUCCUCAUUGCUACUUCCUGUGGCCUAAUCCUGCAGGCCGUGUUGCACCUGCCCUCUAAGGAUGCCCAAUUCCGAGCAUUUAGCUCUUAUGGAGCCCACAUCUGUGUGAUUCUUGUCUUCUACAUCCCUGCUUUUUUUUCUUUUUUCACCCACCAGUUUGGACACCAUGUACCUCCCCAGGUCCGCAUUGUACUUGCAAAUCUCUAUCUUCUCUUGCCACCUGUUCUAAACCCCCUGGUCUAUGGCAUUAAUACCAAACAGAUUCAGAUGAGACUGUUUGGUUUUUGUCUGGAGAGGAGGUAGCUAUACUAUCUAUAUGCUCCCAUUCAUCAUCAGGAAAUGUUAUAUUUAAUUUCCCAUCUUCCUCAGCAAUCCUUAUC